Molecule: messenger RNA, 2121 nt
Organism: Suillus paluster
Lineage: Eukaryota; Fungi; Basidiomycota; Agaricomycetes; Boletales; Suillaceae
Exons: 2
Coding region: 1-2121 (706 amino acids)
Source: RefSeq, a predicted model, not a curated record
AUGCUGUCCGCUCUCCACCGAACAGUUACCACCUCUUUGACACGUUCCAUCCGAUCCCGUUUAUCCAUCCAAUCCCGUACUCCCGCUAUCUGCGAUCUGGAGUUUGGUAAACUUCCCUCUAAAGCAACGGAGUCAUGUCUUCCCGUCAUUUCUCUAUCCUAUGAAUUCCCCGCCGUCUCAAUUGCAUCUUCGGAUGCUCCCUCCGUCAAAUGGUUGCUUGAAACAUCCACAGAUCCCAACGUAUUCAUUGCAGCUUGUCAUCUGGUCCCCGACGUCGAAUGGCCAUUCGAUUUUGAUGUUUCCGGGAUAAUUUCCCUUUUGCAUCGUUCACUUGGAAGUUGCUUCGAUACCAAGGAUCGACUGUUGGCGCCAGCGAAAGAACGGGCUUUAGCUUGUGCAACAGCUCUCGUACACCUCAGCGGCAGGGAAUACCUUCGAUUAGAUGGGGAAUAUUAUUCCGCUGCACAAUGCCCUUCUCAACCUAGAUAUCUUCACUUUUGGCACCUCCUCAGCUGGGAAUCGUGGGAUGCUGAUUAUGCGUUGAAGAUUAACCUCGGGCAGAAGUGGAUAGCCGAUUACUCCUAUCGUUUUUUCCGAGAUACACCAACGUUCUCUUCGGCGUCUGAUGCUACCUUGCUGUGGCUCUCUCAAGUCCUUCCAUACGUUUUCCUGCUCCAUACAGACAUCGACGAGCUCGCGCAGAUGGAGGAUUUAGCAUUGAGCAUCAUUUCGAUUCUCCUUGAAGCCAAAGUACCGAACAAAGCCCCGUCAGCUCAGGUGCUUGCUAAUUGUACACUUCUCGCUGGCGUCUUGCUCGGACUAAAUGUAGACAAAACGGUGCUCGUGAAGGUUGACAAAAGCGCUGCUAUCGAUGUGCUUGUUGCUAAGCUCCUCGCUUGUCUACAAAGCUGCGUCGAUGGAGCACAUCCGCAGCACUACGCUUCUAGAGCCAAGAAAUGUCUCCCGCAUGCCCUUCGCAUCGUUGAGCUGACACACGCGGUUCCGCUUGACGGCUCGUUUUUCCGAGCGGGUCUUGCUUGCUGCAAAGAAAUCUUCCUCGAAUACUCGGCGGUAUCCGACAGCAAGACUGAGGGCUCGGAAGACAUGCAGAGACGUCUGUUCGAAGCAGGAGCUGCGCUGCACACGGCAAUCUGUAUCCCUCAAGGCCCUCCGGGAAACGUCUACCAGCCAGAUGACUCCUUCCUUUACUGGUAUGGGGAGUUUAGCUGGGCACAUGACGCUCGUUCAUCACACGAGUUCGACUGGCUCAUCGAUUACAUCUGCGAACUGCGAGAGCUCGAGGGUUAUGAGGUGGAGGAUACCCUUGCAGAUGCCCUCCUGGCACUUAGCGCUAUGAAGAGUCUCGGAAGUCGGGCGAAAGAGGCAGCUUAUCUGGAGAUCCUCUUAUCAUCCAUGGGACCAGAACAACCUGCUCGGUUACGCUAUACUGCUUUGCGAGCUACAUAUGAAGCUCGACAAACACUGCUAGCUGCCAUAGAUGAUACAGAUGGCGAUGCCAACUUACGGGAGAAGGUACUUGAACUUUCCCCGGCUAUCCUCAUCGCUGUCACCCCUAGUGAAGAUGCUAGUGUGGAAGGUAGUCGCGAUGUCAUGUUCGACGAAGGACGUGAUGGAUGUUACCUGAAGCUUGUAUUUGCCCUCAUGAAGAAUGCUGCAUGGCGCAGUCGCCUUUCCCAAGACGAUCAUAUGAACAGGUGCAUCAGCCUUCUCACCGAAGCCGCGGACAGCAACCCCCAUGCAUUCUACCUUGCUGGUAUUUUUCUACGGAUCACGGGUGUUUCAAGGUCCUUGGAACUUCCACUCAAUAAUAUGUUCUCAAGGGAGCAACUGCCGUCACUCGUCCCUUGUGCAUGGGAUGCCUUCCCUAGCGUAUAUCUCUCAGGCAACGACGACUGUGUGGAAAUCUUGCCUGCGCUCGCGGAGUUGACGCUUGAACAUCUCCCACUGGACAGGUUUGCCCUCGAAACGCUUGACGAGCGGAUAAACUGGGUGCUGGAUGACCUGAGAAAGUACUCAGAGCCUCAGAACAUCAUUUCCGCGGUGGAAACACUAUUAGGGGUGGUCAGAACCAGGUUAAACGCACCACUUGUCAGUAUAUGA